Messenger RNA from Nicotiana attenuata, 1232 nucleotides. RefSeq names its product tetraspanin-20-like. Bases 169 to 924 code for a protein of 251 amino acids. The record is from RefSeq and is a predicted model, not a curated record. Gene Ontology annotation, cellular component: membrane. NCBI's taxonomy places the organism in Eukaryota, Viridiplantae, Streptophyta, Magnoliopsida, Solanales, Solanaceae. The transcript has 6 exons.
UUAUGCUAAAACAAAGAAGGUUUUGCCAGCUGAAUCAUCAUCAUCCACAGUUUUUUGCUUGACCAAAAAUAUACAGAAACAGGAAUAGAUCACAGAGCACAAUUCUACUAUUGUUUUGAGAAAAUUAUUAGGGUUUUCCGUGUAGAAUCAUAGAAGAAAAAUCUCAGAAUGGGAACGCCAUGUUGUCAAGGCUUCAUAGCAUUUCUGCUGAAAUUCCUCAAUUUCUUACAAACCUUCAUUGGUGUCUCCAUUAUUAUUUACUCUGCUUAUAUGCUUAACCAUUGGCAACACCACAAUAACUUUCUUCCUCCUAAUCCUGACUCCGAAUUCUCCAAUUUUGGCUUAAUUAUGUUGAAUAAACAUUCGCUUACAGCUCCAUGGUUUAUAUAUGCAUUCAUGGGAAUUGGUGUAAUCUUAUGUUGUAUCACUUGUAUUGGGCAUGUUGGUGCUGAAGCUGUUAAUGGAUGUUUCCUUUGCUUUUACUCUCUUCUUAUGACGGCUUUUGUGCUCGUGGAAAUAGGUCUGGUUGUAUUUAUUGCACUUGAUCGUCAAUGGGAGAAGGAUCUUCCAAGGGACCCAACUGGAGAACUACACAGCCUGCGCACCUUUAUUGUACAAAAUAUGGAUGUUUGCAAGUGGAUUGGCAUUGCUGUCAUUAUAAUUCAGGCAUCCUCCUUACUUCUCGCAAUUGUUCUCAGAGCUUUGGUUAGUGAUCAUAGAAUAAGCCAUGAUAUGGAGGGAGAUUAUGAUGUUAUUGGAAGGACAAGGGAGCCACUGCUUGAUCCACGUUUAAGCCAAACAUCUGGUUUAGCUAAAGCAGAUGCGAAGGUUGGCCAUUCUGACAUCUGGAGUUCACGGAUGAGGGAAAAGUAUCAUUUGGAUGGAGAGGCUAGGCAUCAUACACCAAACCAAAACCCAUCAUGAGGACAAUCAAAAAACAGACGAUGCUGAAUCUCAUGGAGCAGAGAAACUGGCAACGUGCCUCCAGUAUGAAGAUUUGAUCUGUGAUUGUGUUCCAUAAUUUAGGAUCUUUCUUUUCUUUUCUGUUUAUUAUGUAAAAGCAGUGUACAUAUGUCUGCAGAAAGGAUACAGAUUUAGGUAUUGCAAAGCUAGAAUGUGGAGAAGUAUGUAUGUAUCUUGUUAAUAGGGCAUAUUUAAGUACAUUGUGUUGUUGCUUUUAUUGAGAAACUGACACUUCACCAGUUUGAACUUUUAGCAACAAUUGUGCAAGA